UAGAGGUAUCAUGGCCUGGGCAUCCUCCUUUUCCCGCCCGACCAAGUCGGAUGCCAUCCCGCCCCCAUACUACCUCCUCUCACAGUUCCAAAACAAUCCCGAAGAGCCGUACUGCAAAGGCUGCGGCAAGCUCAUUGACCCCAAGCGCACCUUUGGCACCACUGGAGCUCCCGCGUCAACUGCUGCAAGCCAGAAGCAGGGAGCAGGCAAAAGCAAGGGAUUCAAGCGUGGCGGUAAAGACCAGGACAAGGAAGACGAGAAGCCAGGCCAACUCCAGCAACAGGAAGUCAGCAGGUUCUGCACGUCGAGAUGUCGCAGUGAGUCCCAACACAAGAAGCGGGACAUAAAAGAGCAGGAAAGGCAGAUCGAGGAGACGUACGUCAAGUUGUUGCAGGGGCAGAUGGUGGACGGUAUGGAGCAACUUGCCGAUGGCCAAGCGGACGGGAAGAAGAAGGGGAAGAAUGGUGGAGUGAAGCCAAAGAAGGGAGAGGGAAGAGUGGUAACGCUGGAAGAGGUGGAGACAAUUGUCUUCGGAAGGGAGAAGGACGCCGAAAAGGUGUAUGGGAGGAAGAAGAACCGGAAGUCGAGGGCCUUGACAAGCGUGGGGCCCAAUGACGAGGACACUAUUACCUCUACAGACGAAGAGUCUCAGUCAACCUCAACAAAAGCCGGCAGACCAUCGAGUAGAGAUUCGGCAAUCGGCGGCAUCCAGAUUGAUGCUCUGCAGUUGGGCGACAAAGCUUUUGACGAUGAGAUAGCCCCGCUACCCAAGGGCAAAUCCCAUCCGUACACCACGGGCGGCCAUGAGGUCGCUCGUCUGGCUGUCCGCAGCGGCACGCGCAUUCGUCCUCCCCAAGAGGUCUCCGAAGUGAACGGCAGCGUGGGCGGAGAAAAGGGCCGGGCGGAGCGGAAGGCAGAAAGCGAGGAAAUGAAGGAAGAAAUCAGACAGAAGAAAGCGGAGGGGGACAGAAAGGCGCAACAAAAGGAGAUGAUCAAGUCGGUGGCGAGAAGAGGAGUGGUGUUUGGGUUUGAUGUGCCGUCUUCUCCUGAUGGCAACAAGAAAACGUGCGAGUGCGUGAUGCCAGGAGGCAAGGUCGUCGAGCCACACUUUGCCAAGGGUAAUUGGGGAAUUCGAUGGAGGGGUGACUAA
Molecule: messenger RNA, 1150 nt
Organism: Neurospora crassa OR74A
Lineage: Eukaryota; Fungi; Ascomycota; Sordariomycetes; Sordariales; Sordariaceae
Exons: 1
Coding region: 11-1150 (379 amino acids)
Source: RefSeq, a predicted model, not a curated record